GUUUGCGCGUCUGGUCAGCUACCGCUCUCACUCGGGCCCCUUGGCUGCGCACGGGAAAGGUCGUCUCACCCUGUCCUCAACUUCUCGUCGUGUAUUAUCGGUGGGCAUGGUCGGAGGGUUGGAGCUCUUGUCGCGCGUGCUCUCGUUCAACGAUGCACUGCGAGAGGUGGGAAGCUCCUCGUCUUUACUCGUCUCGUUCGCCAGGGUUGUUGCUGCCCACGCGGGGGUCUUUUUAUUUUAUUAAUUUUGGUUUUUGGUUUUUUCCUUUUUCCUUUUUCGAGGUGGGAGAUUGCCUGGAUAGGUGGGUAUAUACAGGACGUGGUAGAGGAUCAAGUUCAAGAUGGUCGGUCGUUGGUUGUUGGGCGUGCGCCAGCGGGAGGGUCUUGGUGGGGGAGAAGCGCGGGUGGAUUAAUUGCAAAGAGGCGGCGAAAAUGAAAUGCUAUUUAAUAAUAAGGAAAGCCUCUCCCGAUAACCCGCUAAGUAACCGGAGUACGAGCACCUAGCUCCCCUCCUCCCCAAACUUCAAAGG
Messenger RNA from Amorphotheca resinae ATCC 22711, 529 nucleotides. RefSeq lists its product as hypothetical. Lineage: Eukaryota; Fungi; Ascomycota; Leotiomycetes; Helotiales; Amorphothecaceae. The record is from RefSeq and is a predicted model, not a curated record. The transcript has a single exon. Bases 153 to 503 code for a protein of 116 amino acids.